Molecule: messenger RNA, 4899 nt
Organism: Anolis carolinensis (green anole)
Lineage: Eukaryota; Metazoa; Chordata; Lepidosauria; Squamata; Anolidae
Gene: trpc1
Product: transient receptor potential cation channel subfamily C member 1
Exons: 13
Coding region: 12-2546 (844 amino acids)
Biological process (GO): calcium ion transmembrane transport; regulation of cytosolic calcium ion concentration
Cellular component (GO): plasma membrane; cation channel complex
Molecular function (GO): store-operated calcium channel activity; inositol 1,4,5 trisphosphate binding; protein binding
Source: RefSeq, a predicted model, not a curated record
UCCUUCCGCGCAUGCGUAGUGGCAGCAGCGGCGGCGGCCUGAGCCUCCGCUCUUGCUUUGACAGCUCCAACGUCGUUGGCGUUUUCCGUCGCAUUUCGGCGACGCCCUUCGUGGCUGUUGCUGAGGGAGAGGCGAGGCGGAGGAGGCCCCUUGGCGAGGUCUUCUUCUCCCCCGAUGGGCCUCUGCCCGGCACCAUGGCGGCCCUGUACCAGAGCGCGGACCCGUCGGCCUCGGCCUCCCCGAACAAGCUGCUGGCGCUGAAGGACGUCCGGCAGGUGAAGGAGGAGACCACCCUGGACGAGAAGCUCUUCCUCCUGGCCUGCGACAAAGGUGAUUAUUACAUGGUGAAGAAACUUUUGGAAGAGAAUUGCGCUGGUGAUAUGAACAUAAAUUGUGUAGAUGUCCUAGGAAGAAAUGCUGUUACAAUAACUAUUGAAAAUGAGAAUCUAGAUAUACUACAGCUUCUUCUGGACUAUGGUUGCCAGUCCACAGAUGCGCUCUUGGUGGCAAUUGACUCAGAAGUUGUGGGAGCUGUGGAUAUACUACUUAAUCAUCGACCGAAACGAACCAGUAGACCAACAAUUGUUAAAUUAAUGGAACGUAUUCAAAAUCCAGAAUACUCAACAACCAUGGAUGUGGCACCUGUUAUUUUAGCUGCUCACCGUAAUAACUAUGAAAUCCUUACUAUGCUGUUAAAACAGGAUGUGUCAUUACCAAAGCCACAUGCUGUGGGCUGUGAAUGCACACUGUGUACAGCCAAGAACAAAAAAGAUAGCUUACGGCACUCCAGGUUACUAUUCCGUCUUGAUAUUUAUCGAUGUUUGGCCAGUCCUGCUUUGAUAAUGCUGACAGAAGAGGAUCCAAUUCUGAGAGCUUUUGAACUUAGUGCUGAUUUAAGAGAACUCAGUCUCGUAGAAGUUGAAUUCAGAAAUGAUUAUGAUGAGUUAGCCCAGCAAUGUAAAACUUUUGCUAAAGAUUUGCUUGCCCAGGCACGGAAUUCCCGGGAACUUGAAGUUAUUCUAAACCAUACGGCAAGUGAUGAGCAUGUGGAUAAAAGGGGAUUGUUAGAAGAAAGAAUGAACUUGAGUCGAUUAAAGCUUGCUAUUAGGUAUAAUCAAAAGGAGUUUGUUUCUCAGUCUAAUUGCCAACAAUUUCUUAAUACUGUUUGGUUUGGACAAAUGGCUGGUUACCGUCGCAAGCACACAUUCAAGAAGAUUUUGACUGUCUUAACGGUUGGCCUCUUUUGGCCACUACUAUCUUUCUGUUAUUUAUUGGCCCCCAAAUCUCGAAUAGGCCGAAUAAUUCACACUCCUUUUAUGAAGUUCAUUAUUCACGGAGCAUCAUAUUUCACUUUUCUGCUAUUACUUAACUUGUACUCGGUUGUCUACAAUGAAGAUAAAAAAAACACAAUGGGUCCAGCAUUGGAGAGAAUAGACUACCUUUUGAUACUCUGGCUCAUUGGAAUGGUAUGGUCAGAUGUUAAAAGACUUUGGUAUGAGGGCUUAGAAAAUUUUUUGGAUGAAUCCCGAAAUCAGCUUAGUUUUGUAAUGAAUUCACUCUAUUUGGCAACUUUUGCCCUAAAAGUAGUUGCACAUAACAAGUUCCAUGAUUUUGCUGAGAGGAAAGAUUGGGAUGCCUUCCAUCCUACACUUGUGGCAGAAGGUCUUUUUGCUUUUGCGAAUGUUCUUAGUUAUCUUCGACUUUUCUUCAUGUAUACAACAAGCUCUGUCCUCGGUCCACUUCAGAUUUCAAUGGGGCAGAUGUUGCAAGACUUUGGAAAAUUUCUUGGGAUGUUUCUUCUUGUGUUGUUUUCAUUCACAAUUGGGUUGACUCAACUCUAUGAUAAAGGUUUCACUGUGAAUGAAGAGAAGGACUGUGCUGGAAUCUUCUGUGAGCGACAAAGCAACGACACUUUCCAUUCGUUUAUUGGAACUUGCUUUGCCCUGUUCUGGUAUAUAUUUUCACUUGCACAUGUAGCUGUAUUUGUCACCAGAUUUAGCUAUGGUGAAGAAUUGCAGUCCUUUGUGGGUGCUGUUAUUGUUGGCACAUAUAAUGUUGUAGUUGUGAUUGUCCUCACCAAGCUCCUCGUGGCGAUGCUUCAUAAAAGCUUUCAACUGAUAGCAAAUCAUGAAGAUAAAGAAUGGAAAUUUGCUCGUGCCAAGCUAUGGCUUAGCUAUUUUGAUGACAAAUGCACACUACCUCCACCUUUUAAUAUCAUUCCCUCUCCCAAGACUAUUUGCUAUCUAUUUAAUAGCCUCAGUAAGUGGAUCUGUUCCCAUACAUCAUCUGGUAAAGUUAAGCGGCAAAAUAGCUUAAAGGAGUGGAAAAAUCUGAAGCAAAAGAGGGAUGAGAAUUACCAAAAGGUGAUGUGUUGCUUAGUGCAUCGCUACCUGACUUCUAUGAGACAGAGAAUGCAAAGUACUGAUCAGGCGACUGUAGAAAACCUCAAUGAACUACGGCAAGACUUAUCAAAAUUUCGAAAUGAAAUGAGAGACUUACUUGGCUUCCGGACUUCAAAAUAUGCCAUAUUUUAUCAAAGAAACUAAGAUUAUGGCCAAACCUAGAUCUUUUCAUUCCAAUCUUUUCGUUACCAGUUCAGAUUUUAAAAAGGUAAUUGUUCAGUACCGUUAAAAAUGUGAUUGCAUCAGCUGCAGCAAAAUUCAGUUGUGAAAAAAGCGUACUCUUUUCGUAUUCUUUAAGAAACUUUUAAUAAUACAGUAUUUUCAACCAGUUUAUGGUCUGCUAAGCAUAAAUGUGUAUUUUCACAAAGCUCAUUAAUAACACCCCCUGCAAUAUUGAGAAAGGAAUAGUUAAUGAAAUCCCCUUCCACAACAUAUAGGAGUUAGCAUUUGGUUCAAAACCAACAGAAGAGUAAGCACCAGCAAGAUACUGUAAUAUUAAAACGCAUAAGUAAAGUUCCAAGUCAUAACAUCUUCUAAAACACUUAGAGGAGACCAGCAAAAAGUGAAAAGCCAUAUUGCUAUUAUAAACAUUUCUUAAUAUUUUUUGUACUGAGUGCCACUGAAUGAUACCAAAGACUAUAGCAGUUUGAAACCGAAUCUAUAAUCUCAUCCUUAUGUAAAAACAGAAAUUGCGUAAACUUUCUAAUAGGUAAUAUGAAUCUUGUCAUUUACCUUCAUAUCAUUUGAAUUUACUUAAAAUUAGUUGCUUUCAUGUGGAUUCUUUGACACAAAUUUCCAACAUGAAUGUUGAAAUUUAAGCAUUCUUAUCUAAAAAUAAACACUUCAGAAAUAUUAAUUGCAAUUAAUUCAACAUUCACAGAAUUAAUGAAUAUAGAUACUUAUCCUUAUUUGUAAAAAUGGGUAGGAAGUUACAAAAUAAUACUUUGCUAUCAUGUUGAAAUAUUUCUACACAUGAAAUUGUUUUGCUGGUAUGCAUAUACUGUAUAAGCAUAGAAGUUAUGAUCCCAAACCAGUUAGUUAUGCAUCACAUUUAAGAUGCAAUAAGCUUAGUUGCAUUGAUAUAAUUGAAAAUCUGACAAACAUAGAGUGAGAUCUUCAUAUUUGUAGGCAAUCCUUUGUGAAUACAGAUCCACCUCCCCUUCAUUCCUCCUAUAUUGAAUGUAUUUUGCUUUGGCUUCUGGAUAUGCCAGGUGGUUUGUUUAUUUAUAUUGUAAAUUGUGUAAUUACCAGCAAUUUCACCAGAGCAGCAGGAGAAUGUGGUGAGUACAGAAAAUCUAUACUAAGCAUAUAAGUUUAGAUCUGAUGCAUUGUGUGAAAACCUGUCUUUUUAACUUUGAGGAAGAAUUGCUACAAUACAAUGCAUAGUUAGGCAUUGCGCACGAUCCUGUAUAUUUAUGGUAUAGCUUAUUUAUGGUGUAGCUUGUUUCCAAAAGGUACCAAAUCCAUCUGAACAAAUUUUAAUAAAAUAGAAAAUACGUGCUGAGGAGAUAGAUUAUUUUCUAUAAAAUGCAGUUUUCUAAGCCCUGUACCAAAGUGGUUUAAUACAUUUUGAUUGUUUUGAGCUGCACCUAGAUAACAAUGUGCUCAUUUUUUAAUUUUUUUGGAUUUGGUACCUUUUGGAAACAAACUCCACAUUUAUACUAGAUCUUAUAGUUGUAUAAGUGAUUUCACAAAGGACACCAAUCCCUUGAACUCACCUGUUGCACCAGAGUAGAACAGAGUUUCCGUGAAUUCCCCAUUGACCAAGCCAAAAAGGAGAGCUGGCUGUGUGCCUGCUUGCAGAGCAAUUGGGUUCACUGCAGACUGUGGAUUGAUUUCAUAGGAUGUAAAUAUGUAGGCACUGAUAAUGUUUAGUUUAAAUGUUAACUUGCAAAAUUUAAGGCUAAAAGGUGCUGGUCAUCUAAGUAGUUGUAAUUGAUAACAGUGUCUGAAAUAAAGGUGGGAUUAAGUCAACAUUCCUCCUUUUGAGGACAUUUAUUAUAACAAUUUUUGGGUGUAAACUAAUAUAUUUUGUGUAUUAUGGGACAUAUAUGUAACUCAGUGUUAGUUUCUAAGAAAGGAAGUUGAUUGCAUUGUUAAGAUUGCAAGGGAAAUCCAGGAUUUUGUUUACAUUGUAUGAAUGCUUUAUACCGUGUUAUAUUUUAUUAGUUAAAACUUUAGAAUAGCUAUUUUCAAGACUAGAAAAUAAAAUAGCUGGUGAAAAGCCUGGCUUAUGUGGACCUAGUGGAUAAGGCAUACUGUUAUUCAGGAAUAUCAUUACUUUUCCUACCAUAUGUACCAGAUAGAGCUGUAUGGUUUUGCAACCUUCCUUGUUAAAUGUAUAAAGAUUAUUUUGUAGUACUAUUUUCUUAUUUUCCAUUCUCAUUUUACUGUGUAGCCAUACUGUAAACUGCGCUUUUAUUUUUCUUACAGAAAUAAAUGACAAAAUCUACAUUUCAAUGUUAUCUCUUGAAUAAAUUGAAGAUCUUAUCUAGUA